AGAAUCGAGAAUCAUCUCUUAAGUAAGUUUGGAUGAAAUCAUAUCACGUUCUGCUUUUUUAGCGGUGACACUGUGUCAACCAUAUCAUUGCCGCAUGUGGUUUCAUCUUCUUCUUUUUCUUUUCUUUUUUCUUCUAAUUUUUCUUUUCUAUUUUCCCUUUUAAUUCCUUCAAUUCCUCAAUCAAAUCCUAUACAUGAUCCAGAAGACGACAUAGCUUUAAUCCUUGUCUUCUUCUUCUUCUUCUUCUUCUUCCUCCACCUACUCUGCCCCUUGAAAUGGACACCUGAUUCAGUUUCCCCUCUUUCCAGUCCAACCCGUCAUCAAUUUCCCUCGAUUCUUACAUGGGUUGUCCCGGUUUUGCAAAUUCCUUCACUUUUUAAUCUUGCCCCUCUGUGUUAUUCUGUUUUUUUUUUUUUUUUGCUCCUUUUUCUCCUUUUUUUACCUACUCUGUUUCUGUUCUUUCAGCUUCAGCUUUUUCUUCAGUUUUUGGAAAGCUUUCUGGACGGUAUUUGUUUCUCAACUCUCUUAGUCUUUUGUUGGUUUUCUGAUUUUUCUUAGUUGCUAAGUUAUAGAAAGAGUUUGGGAUUUUGGUAAUUGAAAUCGAUGUCUUUCCACGAGAUUCAUUCAUGGACUUUAUCUGGACUAGUUAGAGCUUUUCUUGACCUAGCUGUUGUUUAUUUUCUUUUGUGUGUGUCGGCCACUAUGUUUAUCCCUUCCAAGAUUUUGAAAGUUGUUGGGUUUUGCUUGCCUUGUCCCUGUACUGGAUUUUAUGGGAAUCACAACACUAAUUUGUGUUUACAUAAACUCGUUGUUAAUUGGCCUAAGAGGAAGAUCUAUUUGGUGCUCGAUUUGGUCAAGAAUAGGUUUCCUUUUGAUUUGUUUUUUAUGGAUGCUGAACAAAUUGGGAAUUCGAAUAGGAAUAUGUUAAGGGAGAAUGGAAUUUCUCGAUUGCAAUCAGAAGUAUGCUGUAGUACUGUCCCAAGGUUACAAAAUAUGGUUGAUAAAUAUGGUGAAUAUGAUGGUAAGGGUAAGAAGAUGAUGUACCAGAAGCCGAGGACUAAAAUCCGACGGCGGAGGAGAGCUGCCGUUGACAAUGGGAAAUUGUCCAAGGGAAUUUGUGAGGGGAAUGAAACUAGAAAGGAAAGGGAAUUUGUGGCAUUGGUUGAGAGACAAGACUUUAUUACAGAUGAUGGUAAUGAAUCAAAUCACCCAGACUUGGGUCAAAGAAUCUGGCAAGGCUUUGAAUCAAGUGGUUCACUUGGCGAAAAUAAUUAUAUGAAUAAAGGUUCUUCCACUGUAGGACAAGGUACCAGUAAUGCUGAAGAGAGAGACAUUAUCAGAAAUGAAGCAAGUACUAUUAGAUUGUUGGAGCUGGCCCUUGAAGAAGAGAGAGCUGCACGGGCAUCUCUUUUUGUGGAACUAGAGGAGGAGAGAGCUGCCGCUGCCACUGCUGCUGAUGAAGCAAUAGCCAUGAUAACACGUUUGCAAAAUGAGAAGGCGUCAUUUGAAAUGGAAGCAAGGCAAUAUCAUAGGGAAGUAGAAGAAAAGUUUUCUUAUGAUGAAGAAAAGAUGAAUAUCCUUCGAGAGAUCCUUGUCAAAAGGGACAUAGACUAUCAUGUUCUGGAGAAGGAAAUAGAAGCGUAUAGACAGAUGGAUUUUGCAGAAAAGGAACAGUUAAAAGGAAACCGGGAUUACAUUUUGGAUGAACAUAAAGAACUGUCUGUCACAGCUCAUUGCUCAAAUGGAGAUCCACCCAUUGGUUAUCCAAUUGGAAAUGCUGUUUCACUUCAAAGGACGGUAAAGUUGAACGAGCUGAGGGAUAAUAGCUUGUUAUCUGAUGCUAUUGAAGCAGCACCACACUGUGGUGGUUUUGAGAAAAGCUUUCUUUCUCGUGGGGCACUUCAAAAUUUGGAUCACAUAACUCACGCAGUCAAUGAUUUAGGAGGUUCUAUCGUUGAUAUGGAAAUAGAUGUUCAAGAUAUUCAUGUGAUUGAUGAAAAACUCCACAUGGAGGACACUAAAGUGGAGAGAAAAGUUGAUAAUUAAAAUUCAGCUGGCAUCAAAUGGUCCUACGACUAUGGCAACCAUUGGAACAUCUAACGUCUGAAGUAGAGAUUCACUGUACAGAAGUAGAAUUUUAGGCUGUCGCAAUGUGCUCCAGAAGAGUUUUUUUCUUCGGUAGAUAGUGGAAGGUCGUGUCGUAGAGCUAUGGGGUUAGAAGGGUCAGAACUUCUCCAUCUGUGAAGAAAAAGAAAGAGCAAAAUGGAAUCUCCUGUUGAAAUAUCAAACUCCAAUAUAUUUGACGGCUUGGAGUUGCUUUUUAACAGUUUUUGUUAACCUCUUCUCUUCUAAGGUCAGGAGGCCAAGACGCGUAUAUGGAUUGCAAAGGCCAUCCUGUGAAGAAAAAAUUUCUGUGUACUUUUUUUUUUUUUUAAGUUAUAUUAUAUUUGUAACAGUUUACUUUGAGAUAGGUGCUGUGUAAAGAUUUAAAUAGUGUUUGUGAAUUUGUUGUAAAGAUUUACAUUUUGUAUUGUUCUUUCAAACAAAAUAAAAAUUUGUCAAUAUUCUCCAA
Molecule: messenger RNA, 2572 nt
Organism: Cucumis melo (muskmelon)
Lineage: Eukaryota; Viridiplantae; Streptophyta; Magnoliopsida; Cucurbitales; Cucurbitaceae
Product: probable myosin-binding protein 5
Exons: 3
Coding region: 604-2046 (480 amino acids)
Source: RefSeq, a predicted model, not a curated record